ACGCUUUGUGCAUUCCAAAUCUCGAAUUUGUGAGCCACAAGCACGACAACCUCCGUGGCCAUCUAGUAUAGCAUAAAUAUUAGACACAUGCUGCGUGUCUUGUUACGGCACGGCCAAAUAUUAUUUCUCUGUUUGUUCCGUUUUUCUCCUUUUCUUUCUGUAACUGCAACUUGAAAAAUAUUUUGCCCAACAUGUCCAAGCUCACGCUAAGACCAGAUAGUUCCUGCUUCUUUACUCACACUAACAGAACACACUCCCACACCCCUUUUAUCAGAACCUCGUUUCCACGCUUUCACUUUCAGCUCACACCUUCCAAUCUCACCCUCAGGCUCCGAGUAGUUUCUAGCGCUCAACAAAAUGUCAAAGAAACAAGGAGAGUGUCUAAGGCCGAGGCUCUAUCAGAGCUUGAAGUGGAUGACGUGGAACAGCAACCUGAGAACAUGUCUGGGAAUUGGCCACCUUGGAAGAAUCUUCCCCAAAGAUACAAGCUCAUCGGCACCACAUCACUCGCCUUCGUAAUUUGUAACAUGGAUAAGGUGAACUUGAGUGUUGCAAUAAUUCCAAUGUCGCAUCAAUUUGGGUGGAAUUCCUCAACAGCAGGAUUGGUUCAGUCCUCAUUCUUUUGGGGUUAUGCAUUGAGUCAAUUGCCUGGGGGUUGGCUAGCCAAGAUAUUUGGUGGCGGAAAUGUUCUUGAGGUUGGAGUAUUGAUAUGGUCAGUGGCUACAGCUCUUGUUCCAUUUCUUUCUGGAUAUAUGCCUGGGUUACUAUUUUCAAGGAUUUUGGUUGGGAUAGGAGAAGGUGUUUCACCGUCUGCUGCUACUGAUCUAAUUGCAAGGUCGAUACCAUUGGAGGAGCGUUCACGGGCAGUAGGUUUUGUGUUUGGUGGUUUGAGUGUUGGAAGUGUCAUGGGGCUUCUUUUGGCUCCACCUCUUAUCCAAAAUCUUGGUUGGGAAUCAGUAUUCUAUGUAUUUGGUCUCUUGGGGAUUGCUUGGUUUUUGGGGUUUCAAGUUCUUGAAGGAGGUGAAACACAGUUAAAUGCAGAACCUCUUUCAUCCCAAGAAACCCUGACACAGUCAUGGAAAGCUUCUCUAAAAGAAUUGAAUAGCUCUUUGAAGGAUGUACCAUGGAAGGCCUUCUUCCAAAAUCGUGCUGUGUGGGCAAUGAUAUAUGCUCAUUUCUGUGGUAGUUGGGGUCACUAUAACUGUCUAUCAUGGCUUCCCACAUUUUUUAGUGAGGAGCUGAACCUAAAUCUGACAGAAGCUGCAUGGGUGUCUAUUCUUCCGCCACUGACUUCAAUAUUUGUGACUAAUCUUGCUGCACAAUUAGCUGAUAACUUGAUUUCAAGAGGAGUUGAAACCACUACGGUUCGAAAGAUCUGCCAAUCAAUUGCAUUUUUGUCCCCUGCAAUCUGCAUGACUCUUUCCUCGCUGGAUCUAGGGUUACCGCCUUGGGAAAUUGUGGGUAUUCUCACAGGUGGUUUAGCCCUCUCAAGCUUUGCCUUAUCAGGACUCUAUUGUACCCAUCAAGACAUGUCACCAGAAUAUGCAAGUAUACUUCUGGGUAUAACUAAUACAGUUGGGGCUAUUCCUGGAAUUGUGGGUGUUGCUCUCACUGGUUAUCUUCUUGAUUUAACUCAUUCAUGGAGUUUGUCACUUUUUGCGCCAUCAAUCUUCUUCUAUGUGACUGGUACCAUCGUAUGGUUGGCAUUGGCCAGCAGUAAGCCUCAAAGUUUUUCUGAGCAAAACUGAUCCAUGUUCCAAUCAUUCAUUAUUCUGAAGAAUCUGAAAACAGCCCAGAAACUUGAUAAAACCUUCAUUUUAGGCUGAUUUUUGACAUACAAAUAAGAAUUUAAGUACAAAGAAAUGAUAGUAUAGGUAUAUUACUGUAUUUAUUUUUGUUCUUUUUAGGUGAUCUGUAUAUUUUGUUUUAUUAUUUGUAGCUUAUUGUAUCCGUUUUAUAUUUUUAAUAGAUGAUGCUGGUUGGUCACCAAAAAAUGUAUUGAGGGUAUUGUAAAUCUUGUGAAGUCAACAAUCUGUUUUGUACCAACUUUUGGUGCUCUGAUCCUUCUGUUGCAAGUUUCUAACUACAAAAUGACCAUAUUUAUGACCGUUU
Molecule: messenger RNA, 2112 nt
Organism: Abrus precatorius (Indian licorice)
Lineage: Eukaryota; Viridiplantae; Streptophyta; Magnoliopsida; Fabales; Fabaceae
Product: probable anion transporter 6, chloroplastic
Exons: 15
Coding region: 192-1748 (518 amino acids)
Biological process (GO): transmembrane transport
Molecular function (GO): transmembrane transporter activity
Source: RefSeq, a predicted model, not a curated record